Cygnus olor (mute swan) is the source of this 1096-nucleotide messenger RNA. It is a transcript of the gene TMEM54, whose product is annotated as transmembrane protein 54. Lineage: Eukaryota; Metazoa; Chordata; Aves; Anseriformes; Anatidae. The transcript has 5 exons. The record is from RefSeq and is a predicted model, not a curated record. The coding region runs from base 228 to 965 and encodes 245 amino acids.
GCUCCCUUAUUGCCCCGGGGAGCCCCGCUCCUUCCCGGGACGUGCUGGGGCACGCGGCCGGUCCCCAUCAGGGACGCCCAUUCCCACGGCUGCUGUCCCUGCACCAUGGCUCUGACCCCAGGGGAGCCGGCUGGGGCAGUGGUUUGCAUAUCUGGGCUGCCAGCGACUGCCACCCUGCCACCACCUUGUCCCCACUGCCGUGUCACCUCCUCUGGGGCUGUCCCCAGAUGCCCUGCGCCAGCCACCCUGCGCUGUGCAGUCUCAGUGCUCAGCCUCCCCUCUCCUCCUCCCCAGGCCACCACGAUCCCAGCAGCCACCAGAGGGUCCUCAUGAAAACGGGCCUCAUCCUCCUCAUCGUUGGGCACCUCAACUUCAUCACCGGAGCCCUCGUCCACGGCAUCGUGCUCCGCUUCGUGGUCAGCCUGCGGGACGCCAUCUCCCUGCAGUACGCCAUCUCCAACACCGCCUCGGCCAUCUCUGCUCUGCUGACGAUCUCCUGUGGCUUAGCUGCCCUCAUGCUGUCCCGCUACUUCGCCCCUGCAGCCCUCAAAUGGGCAGUUCUGGCCCUGAGCGCCAGCAGCAGCCUGGGCUCGCUGUCCUGCCUGCCAGGGCUGGCCGUCGCCAUCGGGCUCACGCUGGGCAGCCGGGGCCGGGUGCUGCUGGCGCCCUGCGCCCUCACCGAUGCUGCCCUCGCCCCGCUCGCCCGGCAGUGCCCCUUCGAUCCCACCCGCGUCUACAGCUCCACACUGUCCCUCUGGUUCAUCUCCCUCAUGCUGGGCUCACUGGAGAUCGUCUUCAGCAUCCGCUGCCUCCUGCUCACCAUCGAGCUCCUCCGCCUCAGCUGCUGCUGCCGCAGGGUGCGCCGGCAGAAGGUCUCCUUGCAGACUGCCCCUGCGGACAGCCCCGACCCUGGGCUGUGCCUGGGCUUGCUGAGCCUGGACAGCAUGGAAACUGCCCAGCUGUGAGCAGGGUAUGGGAAGCAGCCCUGUCCCAGCACCCACCCCACAGCAGAGCCCAGCUCUGGGGCAGACACAGGACCUUGGAUGCUGCUCAUUGCUGGCUGGGACACGAGUCCAUCCCCGCCGUGUUGGGCUGC